Messenger RNA from Naegleria gruberi, 1239 nucleotides. RefSeq lists its product as uncharacterized. Gene Ontology annotation, molecular function: calcium ion binding. The transcript has 5 exons. Lineage: Eukaryota; Heterolobosea; Eutetramitea; Acrasida; Naegleriidae. Bases 1 to 1239 code for a protein of 412 amino acids. The record is from RefSeq and is a predicted model, not a curated record.
AUGGGAUUUGGAUAUCAACACAGAUUGCACGUAACCAUUGAGGCAGGUGUUGAUCUUGUUGGCGCUGAUAGAAAUGGUCUCUCCGAUCCAUAUUGUAAAAUAAUCGUUAAUGGAGCUCUUCCUAGAAAAACAAAAACCAUUAAAAAGACUUUGAAUCCUGUAUGGAAUGAAACUUUUAAAUUCUAUGCAAUUUAUACAACCGUAAAGUUGAAAUUAAAAUUUGAGGUAUUUGAUUGGGAUUUUAUUCUUAAAGAUGAUUUUAUCGGAAGAGCUUCCCUUGAUAUUGAUUCCAACGAUAUUCAACUCGAUAAGGAAUACACCCAAAUAUUAAAACUUCAAGAUACAAACAGUGGAAGUAUCAAAAUUAAAUAUGUCAUCAUGGAAGGCUUGGAUCCAUCUGUAAAACAUACCAUUACUCGUUCUGUAACACCAUCUCCAAGACAACAAGAAGCCACUCCAGUGGUUGUAGAAAAGGCCAUUCCUAUAGCAAGGAAAGUUCCUGAAACACCAUCUCCAAUUACAAUUUCAACAUUUAUGGAACCACUUGAAGAAUUUGAAGAUGAGGAGACAAAACCAAUAGACGAUUUUGAAGUUGAGAUGGAGAAACGAGCUAUCGAACUUAUGGAACCACUUGAAGAUAUUAAAACUGAGGAGCAAGAACCAGUCGAAGUUGUUAAUAAGGAAGUGGACGAGAGAAAGGCUGAGGAAAAUAUAGUGAAUGAUGGAAUGAUUUAUUGGAAUGAGCUCAAUGAAAAUUUUGCUCCAUAUUUACCUUCAGAAUUCACCAUGUUGAGUACUCAUGCUUCAAAUUCUGAAUUAUUGGCUGCAUUCUCCAGUUUAUCUGAUAAUGAUAUAAUCUAUGUUUCAUAUAAGGACAUUAGAGGGUAUGAUUUCCAAGAUGCUCAUCAUGCUUACAUGGAAACCUAUAUCACAGGAUCAACUGCAGCUGCUGAAGAAGCUGGUGAUGAAAUGGAAAUUCUAUACAGAGAGAAGGAUAUUACAGAUAUUUGUGAGGAAAAGUACACUCACCUCUAUGAAACUCGUUGUCAAACAGCUAAUAAGGAAAGUGGAAAGAUUGUUCAACAAAUUUGCAUUUCUGGUCUUGCCAAGUGUGAAGUUAUGGUAGGGUUUGAACUUAUUACCUCUCAAAUUGAAUCUAUUGAUGACAAGUAUUUGAUUUUAAUGAGAAUUAUUCAAAAUACAAAGGUUUCCAAUACUGUCGAAGGACAUUCAGAGUAA